Messenger RNA from Paramuricea clavata, 333 nucleotides. NCBI's taxonomy places the organism in Eukaryota, Metazoa, Cnidaria, Anthozoa, Malacalcyonacea, Plexauridae. The record is from the annotation of a GenBank genome assembly.
AUGACUAGCAGCCAAGAGCAUACAUUAAAAACUUGUACAACAACGGAGAUAACCCUGAAUGACGAGGAGCUAAUUCAGCAAACGUCCAGGAAAUUGAAUGUUGAAGUCUGUCAUGUUGUUCAGUCAAUCGAACAUUUGAGAAACCUUGAGGCUAGUAAGAGAAGAAGAGAAAAGGAAAAUGAAGAAAAGACCAAGAGGAGGGUGAACAUGAAAUACAAGGUUUAUGAUUGCAUUGAUUUAGUGGUUUCCGGAAAGAUAAACAGAUUGUAUUCUGCUGAGUUAGACAAAUAUUUAGUAAAACAUCAAUUAAAGCUGUUACAGUUCAUGCCCUAA